Messenger RNA from Chiloscyllium plagiosum (whitespotted bambooshark), 7778 nucleotides. NCBI's taxonomy places the organism in Eukaryota, Metazoa, Chordata, Chondrichthyes, Orectolobiformes, Hemiscylliidae. The record is from RefSeq and is a predicted model, not a curated record.
GAUUGAUUUUUAAACUUCUGAUGCACACAAUGUGUUUCAGGUGUAACUCAGUUCUCAUUAGGGGAUUGUUGUUUCACUGGCUGGUUACAGCCUGUUUGUUACUCUUUUACAUUUGAGAAAAGGACAAUGUUGAUUUUGUGGCAGAGCUUAGCCCUUGCACUCUAGUUUUUAUUGUUUUUGUGUCUUCACUCUUUUUUUGGUCUUUGGACUAAGCCCUUGUGAGAAACUACAACUUUCCAGACACUAGCAACAUUCAGGUGAACCUUUGCUCUGAAGAGGCCAGCACCAAAGAUCUUCAGCUCCAUAUGUCUCUGAGAAGGAAGCCACUAAUGGUAUGGGGGGUGCAGGUUUUCUCUGGCACACACCCAAGGUAUUGGAGGACAAUUUGGACAGGUGUAAAUAAUCUGCCAGACUGCUGGAUUCUUUCCAUUUUUAAUUUCAGGUUUCCAUCACUCUCUGUACUUUGUUAUUUUACGGAUAAGUAUUAGAUGAGGAAAGAUGGAAGGAAGGGGCUAGAGUGAAGCAUGGACUGGUUGGGCCGAGUAGCUUUUGGCCGUGCAGCCUAUUCUAUAUAUUUAAAACAAAAGGCAAGUUGGAUUGUCAACGACGCAGUGCAAACAAAUGGCAAAGCAUAUUGCACAAGCGAAUGGCGAUUGCAUAACCUUCUCAACACUCCCCGAACAAUCCUAGUGUGGGUGCGAUCCACUGGAAGCCUGAUUGACUGGAAGAAAAAUAAUUAAAUGUGGUAACUAAUUAAGUAACUCUGUAACAAGGCUUUGGGCAGGGAACAUACCGUCAGGAGCUCGAACGGUGAAGCGGUGACUCACUGAGAAGUUUUUUUUGGGGUAAACUCUGUGACCGUUGGGAGUUUGAGCGGUGACGCUCGAGACACAUGACUGGAACUUUCUCUCUCCUGCGGAAAAUGGCGGCCUGGAGUUUCCAGGAGAAAUGAGGAAAAGGUGGGAGAAAAAACACACACACAACUUCAAGGAAGUUUAAACGCAACCAUGACGCGCUGGAUUCCCAGCAAAAAAGAGAAAUAUGGAGUGGCAAUAUACAAUUAUGACUCCAGAGAGGAAGUGGAACUUCCUCUGCAGAUUGGUGAUACAGUGCAUAUAUUGGAAACAUGUGAAGGUUGGUAUAGAGGGUAUACACAUCGUCGCAAAGCCAAAAAGGGUAUUUUUCCUGCUACGUAUAUUCAGCUGAAGGAAGCAACGGUUGAAGGCAAAGGGCAACAUGAAACUGUUAUACCAAAUGAGCUUCCAUUGGUUCAGGAAGUCACUACAACUCUUCGAGAAUGGUCAAGUAUAUGGCGUCAGUUGUAUGUUAAUGACAACAAAGAGAUGUUCAGUCGAAUUAGACAUAUGAUGUAUGAUCUUAUUGAAUGGCGCUCCCAGAUACUUUCAGGAACACUCCCACAAGAUGAGCUGAAGGAACUGAAGCAGAAAGUCACUGCCAAAAUAGAUUACGGCAACAGAAUCCUUGAUCUUGAUUUAGUGGUGCGAGAUGAAGAUGGCAAUAUUUUAGAUCCUGACCAAACUAGCACCAUUAGUCUGUUUAGAGCUCACGAAAUGGCAUUGAAACGGAUAGAAGAAAGAAUCGAGGAAGAAAAGUCUCAGAAGCAUAACAUUGACAUAAACAGACAAGCAAAGUUUGCUGUCACGCCUUCUUUCAGUCUCUUUGUAACUUUGAAGAAUGUUGUCUGCAAAAUAGGAGAAGAUGCUGAAGUCUUAAUGUCUUUAUAUGAUCCUAUUAAGUCCAAGUUUAUCAGUGAAAACUAUCUAGUGCGAUGGGCAAGUUCGGGCCUUCCAAAAGACAUAGACCGGCUAAACAACUUAAAAGCUGUAUUUACAGAUCUUGGCAGCAAAGAUCUUAAGAGAGAAAAAAUUAGCUUUGUGUGCCAAAUUGUCAGAGUGGGUCGAAUGGAGCUGAAAGACAACAAUACCAAGAAAUUUACUACAGGGUUGAGAAGACCUUUUGGAGUGGCAGUUAUGGAUGUCACUGACAUUAUUACUGGGAAAGUGGAUGAUGAGGACAAACAACAUUUUAUUCCAUUCCAGCCGCUAGCAUUGGAUGACGCCAUUCGACACAAGCAGCUGAACAUAUCAUCCCGUUUUUCACCCAGGGUGGCAGGGGAGAAUGACUUCCUUCAGACUGUGAUAAAUAAAGUAAUUGCUGCCAAGGAAGUAAACCACAAGGGUCAAGGUUUGUGGGUUACAAUGAAGCUGCUGUUAGGUGAUGUUCAUCAGAUUCGAAAAGAUUUUCCACAUCUAGUUGAUAGAACUACUGCAGUUGCAAGAAAAAUGGGUUUUCCUGAAAUAAUAAUGCCUGGUGAUGUUCGUAAUGACAUAUAUGUUACACUACAGCUAGGAGAGUUUGACAAAGGCAACAAAACAACUUCCAAGAAUGUAGAGGUCACAAUGAUGGUAUAUGAUGAAGAAGGCAAGCGUUUGGAGAAUGUAAUUUUUCCUGGUGCGGGAGAUGAUGGUAUCUCUGAAUAUAAGUCUGUUAUUUACUAUCAAGUGAAGCAGCCUCGUUGGUUUGAGACGGUAAAGGUGGCAAUCCCUAUUGAAGAUGUAAAUAGAAGCCACUUGAGGUUCACAUUCCGACAUCGAUCAUCUCAAGAUUCGAAAGACAAAUCUGAGAAAAUAUUUGCAUUGGCAUUUGUGAAGCUAAUGAGGUAUGAUGGAACUACACUAAGAGAUGGUGAACAUGACCUAAUUGUAUAUAAGUCAGAUGCCAAAAAACUGGAAGAUGCAGCACCAUACUUAAAUCUGCCUGCGACUAAAGCAACACUUGAAGAGAAGGGCUACACAAUGACUGGGAAAAAUAUGCACAGUUUUGGAAACUUGGCCAUCAGCAAAGACUCAUUUCAAAUUUCCACGUUGGUCUGCUCAACAAAACUUACACAGAAUGUGGAUCUUCUGGGACUUUUGAAAUGGCGAUCAAACACAAAUUUACUACAGCAGAACUUGAGACAACUGAUGAAGGUGGAUGGAGAAGAGGUUGUUAAGUUUUUGCAAGAUACACUUGAUGCACUUUUUAACAUCAUGAUGGAGAAUUCCGACAGCGACACAUUCGACACCUUAGUAUUUGAUUCUUUGGUAUUUAUUAUUGGACUAAUUGCUGAUAGAAAAUUUCAACAUUUCAACCCUGUUCUUGAAACCUAUAUCAAAAAGCACUUUAGCGCAACCUUGGCUUAUACGAAACUUACCACAGUGCUGAAAAACUAUGUGGACAAUUCAGAAAAACCUAAUGUGACAGAUCAGCUUUAUAAAGCGAUGAAAUCCUUAGAAUAUGUCUUCAAAUUCAUUGUUCGUUCCCGAGUACUCUUUAAUCAGUUGUAUGAGGAUAACGGAGAAAGUAACUUUAUGGAUUCCUUGAGGCAGCUCUUCAGGUCAAUCAAUGACAUGAUGAACAGUGCUUCAGAUCAGACAGUAAUAGUUAAGGGAGCAGCUUUGAAAUACCUGCCAACAAUUGUCAAUGAUGUGAAAUUGGUAUUUGAUCCCAAGGAACUUAGUAAACUAUUUACAGAUUUUAUCCACAAAGUUCCAUCAGGCAGACUUGUGCUUCAGAAGCUGUACUGUUUGAUAGAAAUAGUGCACAGUGACCUCUUCACACAGCAUGACUGCAGAGACAUCCUUCUACCAAUGAUGACUGAACAACUAAAGUAUCAUUUGGAGAAACAAGAGGAAUUGAAAGCAUGCUGCCAUCUACUUAGCAACAUUUUGGAAGUACUCUACAGAAAAGAUGUGGGACCAACUCAGCGACAUGUCCAGCUCAUUAUGGAGAAGCUAUUGAGAACUGUAAACAGGACAGUCAUCUCAAUGGGACGUGAUUCUGAUCUAAUUGGUAACUUUGUUGCUUGCAUGACAGCCAUUCUGAGGCAGAUGGAAGAUUAUCAUUACGCCCAUUUAAUCAAGGUCUUUGGGAAAAUGAGAUCAGAUGUUGUGGAUUUUUUGAUGGAGACAUUCAUUAUGUUCAAAGAUCUCAUUGGAAAGAACGUCUAUCUUGCUGACUGGGUUAUAAUGAACAUGAUGCAAAAUAAAGUCUUCCUCCGAGCAAUAAAUCAGUAUGCAGAUAUUCUGAACAAGAAAUUUCUUGAUCAAACAAACUUCGAGCUACAGUUAUGGAACAACUACUUUCACUUGGCUGUUGCUUUUCUCACUCAAGAAUCACUUCAGUUGGAGAAUUUCUCUGGUGCAAAACGAGCCAAGAUUAUCAGCAAAUAUGGUGACAUGAGGAGACAAAUUGGAUUUGAGAUCAGGGAUAUGUGGUAUAACCUUGGCCAGCACAAAAUCAAAUUUAUCCCAGAAAUGGUGGGUCCAAUCUUGGAGAUGACUCUGAUUCCAGAAACUGAACUGCGCAAAGCUACAAUUGCAAUAUUCUUUGAUAUGAUGCAAUGUGAAUUUCAUUCAACAAGAAGUUUCCAGAGGUUUGAAAAUGAAAUCAUAACCAAGCUCGAUCAUGAAGUGGAAGGAGGCAGAGGGGAUGAGCAGUACAAAGUGCUAUUCGAAAAGAUCCUUCUGGAACACUGUAGAAAACACAAGUAUCUGGCUAAGACUGGUGAAAACUUUGUCAUGCUGGUUGUCAGGCUUAUGGAGAGGCUUUUGGACUACAGAACAAUUAUGCAUGAUGAAAAUAAAGAAAACCGUAUGAGUUGUACAGUUAAUGUACUGAACUUCUACAAAGAAAUUGAGAGAGAAGAAAUGUACAUCCGGUAUUUAUAUAAGCUGUGUGACCUGCACAAAGAAUGUGAUAACUACACUGAAGCUGCUUACACAUUGCUGCUUAAUGCAAAGCUUCUUAAGUGGUCUGACCAGCCAUGUGCAGCUCACCUAAAUCAGAGAGAUGGAUAUCAAGCACAGACCCAAGGCCAACUGAAAGAACAGCUUUACCAGGAAAUCAUCCAUUACUUUGACAAAGGAAAGAUGUGGGAGGAGGCCAUUUCUAUCGGCAAAGAACUUGCAGAACAAUAUGAAAAUGAACUGUUUGAUUACGAACAACUGAGUGAAUUGCUGCAAAAACAAGCUCAGUUUUAUGAGAACAUUGUUAAAGUGAUACGAGCAAAACCGGAUUACUUUGCUGUUGGAUACUAUGGUCAAGGCUUUCCUUCAUUUAUCCGGGUCGAGAUAAGUCCUUUGGAGAACGCAAUUGAGACAAUGCAGUUAACAAAUGAGAAGAUCAGCAACAUGGUUCAACAACACAUGAAUGAUCCAAGUCUGCCCAUUAACCCUCUGUCCAUGCUGCUGAAUGGAAUUGUCGAUCCUGCAGUGAUGGGGGGUUUCGCCAAUUAUGAAAAGGCAUUCUUUACGGAAAAAUACAUGCAAGAACACACUGAAGACCUUGAGAAGAUCGAAAAUCUGAAGGACCUCAUAGCCUGGCAGAUCCCAUUCUUGAACGAAGGCGUACGAAUUCAUGGUGAGAAAGUAACUGAAGCAUUGAGACCCUUCCAUGAGAGAUUGGAAACCUGUUUCAAAGAAUUAAAAGAAAAAGUGGAGAAACAAUAUGGAGUCAAAUCAUGUCCUAUAAAUCCAGAUGAGCGCAGAGGAAGCCGGCCUCGUUCAAUGGUACGAUCCUUCACAAUGCCGUCAACUCCAAGACCAUUAUCAGUUGCAUCAGUGUCCUCUAUGUCAUCUGACAGUACCCCGUCUAGGCCUGGUUCUGAUGGAUUUAUUCUUGAACCACUUCUUCCAAAGAAAAUGCAUUCAAGAUCUCAGGAUAAAUUGGACAAAGAUGAAACAGACAAAGAUAAGAGAGAACGAAAAAAGGAAAAAAGGAAUAGCAAGCAUCAAGAAAUGUUUGACAAAGAAUUUAAAACUACUGAUAUUUCUGGCCAGUCUACAGAGGCAGUGAUUCUUUCUGAAACGAUCAGUCCGUUAAGACCGCAAAGACCAAAGAGCCAGGUGCUUAAUACGUCAGCUGAUAAACGGUUGACUGCACCACCAAUAACAACGCCAGUAACUCCCAAACCCAAGUUAUCCUUCUCCUUACAACCUGGCCUGAAUGUGGAUCUUAAUGGCUCAGAUAAUCCUGAGCAGACUGGACUACCACCUCCUCUUCCUCUCAAAAGCAAUUCUGGUGAUUAUGGAACUCUGGCUGAUAGUCAAGAAUCUGCCAUUUCCAUCGCACCUCUACUACCAAGGCUCCCACCACCUCUACCGAGCAAGACUCCUCCUCCUCCUCCUCCUCCAAAAACAACUCGGAAACAAACCUCCGUAGAUUCUGGGAUUGGGCAGUGAUGUAUUUCACUGAAUUCUUUACCAAUUCUAAUGACACAAUUCCAUUUCAGAAGACAAAAUAUGCAGUCUGCAAAUUUUUUUAGUUUUCAAACUGAGGGAAUGGAACAAAAUUAUGCACCUCAUUUAGAUCAAUACAGUCUAUUUCAGUGAUUCCAAUUAGAACAAUGAGACAAAAAGUAUGUACUUUAACCAACAGAUUCUGCUGAUGAGCUUUAAAUAUUAACUAAUACGUACAAUGUGCAGAAAAUGCUAAACAGCUGAAAUUUAUUUGAAAUUCCUUUUGUCCUAUAAAAGAUUGAAAAUGUUGCUGAGUGGCUUAAAAUUUCUGGCAUUUGGUUUGGAAACUAAUUUAAUGGGCAGGAUUUUGCAGACAGUGGUAAAUGUGAUUUACCCAUCACUGACUUUGAAGACACAGUGGUGCGAAUUUCAUCUUUCCUAGCAUUAGUUUCAAACUGGCGCCAAGUUAUGAAAAUCUCUCAAGAUCCAGCAGCAGGAGUAACAUUGAGUAGAGUGAGCAACUUGUUACAUUGAAGUAUGCUUACAGCACCAAACCAGAAAGUAAAAUGCACUUAAAUUUUAAACAAUGAUUGGUCAUAAAUAUUUGAAGCUGGAAUAUCAUAAACAUCUAAAGAAAACUAAAAUCUAGGAAUUUUUCACAAUGGAAAGAAAUUGACAUUACACAAAUAUCAAAUCAGUUUUCUGGUAUGAAAGAGAUACACUAUUGAAAAUUAAAUUACAGCUGAUUAAAAAGGCAUCACGUUUCGGGAAUGGGAGAUGUUCAACAGAAACAUUACACUGUAAAACGUAAAGUUCUGAUCGGUUCAGUGAUUGCUAAUUGAUUACGACAGGGACUUAACAGUGCACCCUUUGGAGAAGCAUGGAGUCACAUAAACAAUUUCCCUAUUUCCUUGUUUACUGUGCAUAUGUUUCAUAAGUGUGAUGUCUGAAAACAUUGACAAUUUCACCAUCAUUACCACUGCAACAUCCAGACCAAUGAUUCUUGUUAUAAAAGCACAUGCAUAUAUUACUUCUUUUGGUUUCAGUUUAAAUAGCAAAUCACCAUUCCAUUCUCAGAUAUAAAACUUUGCUUAAUUUUCAAAGAAGACGGGUAAAGUAAUAGUCUUUGAAACCAAUUACUGCUUUGGCAAUGGAGUGUAAUCAUUAUGUACAGAGGUUUGUAUAUAUAUAUGAAGCUGAAAAUUUUAAAUCUUCUUUUAUGGUGUCAACAUUUAUUACAAUUGCUUAGUAUAAUUCUGCAAAUGGAUUUAUUCCUAGUAAGAGCUUUUUAGAAUUUUAAAGCUUGUUGACUGUAAACUAUUGGUCAUAUUUUGCUAAAAGGUCAUGUUUUAGUUUUAUUUAAUAUGGUCAAAAUGGGAAAUGGAAUAUGCCAACUAUCUCUUCCUACUGUACUUUUAUUAUGAGCUUAUGAUUUCUAAAAUUAAUUUUUAACAUUUUCUGUAAUCAUGAUAUGAGUGAAAUUAGAUUAAUCAGAAUUCACUACUGACUCCCAAAAUAAAAAACAAAAAUGUUAAAAAA